AUGCGACACUGUAGUGGUCUUCCUCAGAAGACGCGGCUUUUGCGAGAGCUGCUGCGCUCGAAGGAUUUGAGCUUCCUAAUGGAGGCACAUAACGGCCUUUCUGCACGUAUUGUGGAGGAAAGUGGCUUUAAAGCCAUCUGGGCUUCCGGUCUCUCAAUAUCGGCUCAGAUGGGAUUCCGUGAUAACAACGAGGCUAGUUGGACACAGGUGUGUGGUGUAGCGGAAUGUAUGAGUGAUGCCACAGAUAUUCCCAUUCUCCUUGACGCGGAUACGGGGUACGGCAACUUCAACAAUGCCAGACUGUUGGUGCGCAAGCUGGAGCAGAUUGGCGUGGCAGGAGCCUGUGUAGAGGACAAGCUAUUUCCCAAGACGAAUAGUUUGUUGGAUAAGGGCCGACCACAACCUCUUGCAGAUGUGGACGAGUUUAAACUUAAGAUACGUGCCAUGAAAGACACACAGACGGAUGAUAACUUUUGCGUUGUUGCGCGUGUAGAGUCCUUUAUUGCCGGUUGGCCGCUGGAAGAGGCCCUGCGCCGGGCGACGGCAUAUGCAGAGGCGGGAGCGGAUGCUGUUCUUAUCCACAGUAAGCGGAAGGAUGCUUCUGAAAUUGACGCCUUCAUGACCCACUGGAAUAAGAGCAGUGAUAGCAGUCGGGUGCCUGUAGUCAUUGUCCCUACAAACUACGCCACUGUGCCAUGUUCACACUUUCGUGAAAUUGGUAUUAGUAGUGUUAUUUGGGCAAAUCACAAUUUGCGGGCAUCUAUAGCUGCCAUGCAGGCAACAUCGCGGGCUAUUUACACUCAGGAAUCAAUUCUCCCAGUGGAGGCGAAUGUGGCACCCGUGAAGGAGGUCUUUCGACUGCAGCGACUGGAUGAAUAUCUUAAGGCAGAAGAUAAGUACCUCCCGAAACUGAAAUAA
Messenger RNA from Trypanosoma theileri, 918 nucleotides. Its product is annotated as phosphoenolpyruvate mutase. Gene Ontology annotation, molecular function: phosphoenolpyruvate mutase activity. The coding region runs from base 1 to 918 and encodes 305 amino acids. The record is from RefSeq and is a predicted model, not a curated record. NCBI's taxonomy places the organism in Eukaryota, Euglenozoa, Kinetoplastea, Trypanosomatida, Trypanosomatidae. The transcript has a single exon.